CUGUGCUCUUCAAUAUGGCGAACCGCUGUGGCCAAAUAUUCAUUCGAAAUGUGUUAUUUUUUUCAUUAUUUUGUCAUAGUUUCUCAAGCAUAUACGGUUUGGAACUUGCAAGCUCGAAUGGAUAUGUGAGAAGAGAACAUUCACUUUCGAAACCAUUUCAAGUUGGUAGCACUAGCCUGCAAUUUUGGGAUUUUGGUGGUGACACAUUGAUAACCAGUAAUCAUAUCCGAUUGACCGAGGAUCAUCAAAGUCAAAAAGGGUUUAUUUGGAACACAUUGCCUGUAACAGCUCGCGAUUGGGAAAUCCAUAUCCAUUUUUCAGUUCAUGGUUCUGGAGAUUCACUUUAUGGAGAUGGCUUUGCGUUCCAUUAUGCUAAAGAGAAAAUGGAAUUCGGUAAUAAAUUGAGUUUAUUUAGUAAAUUUCAUUAA
Molecule: messenger RNA, 428 nt
Organism: Xenia sp. Carnegie-2017
Lineage: Eukaryota; Metazoa; Cnidaria; Anthozoa; Malacalcyonacea; Xeniidae
Product: vesicular integral-membrane protein VIP36-like
Exons: 3
Coding region: 15-428 (137 amino acids)
Biological process (GO): endoplasmic reticulum to Golgi vesicle-mediated transport; endoplasmic reticulum organization; Golgi organization
Cellular component (GO): endoplasmic reticulum membrane; endoplasmic reticulum-Golgi intermediate compartment; Golgi membrane
Molecular function (GO): D-mannose binding
Source: RefSeq, a predicted model, not a curated record